CUGGUACCUGGUCGACGGAAAGGGCGACACCGCGUCCGUCGGCACCGGGGACCGCCGUUCAUCGCACUGCGCGCCGAUAUGGACGCGCUCCCGCUGCAGGUACGCUAGCUCCCAUUGCCUCGAAUUUCUUCAGACUGUUUUCUUGUGUGUUCGUUUUGGACGCUAGCUCCCUGCUCGCUCUCGUCGUCGCCGUCGCGUUGGACGCUUCCCCAAGGAGCAGAGGCGGCGUAUGCAUGGCACGACGGUUAGCGGCCGCUACGACGUUCGCUCGAACGCGGAAGUCCCUGAGGAUUCACAACGUCGAACUCGUCUCUGACCUCACACUCCUCCCCAACACAAUGCGGAAGCCUCAGCUAUUCCCGAACUCGACAGGAUCCAGAUUAGUGGUAAAUGGCCCAAAGGAGUCAUCUGGGAAUAAGAACACGAAGUACCAUCCAUUACUAUUGCAGCCCUUUCCAAAACGCAGUGGAAAUGCUAAAGAUGAUUGGAGCCUUGAUGGAAAUGAGAACCUUAUAAUUGAGCUGCAAAAUUAAUCUGGAACGGUCCAUGGCAGCAGUUGAUCUGAGGGGCAGCUCAAGUGACAGGUAGGAGGGCUGGACGUCUGGUGAAUUGGUGAUCAGGAAUGGGAAGCAGGGAGAGAAGCCAAUACAGAGGGGAGAGGAUGUUGUUGGUUCGGAUUGAGGCUCUUGUUGAGCAGAUCCAAUGUAGGUUAGUGGGUGUAACCAGGUUGGGAGUAAGAGCAACAAUUUCCAAUAUUUAUAUAUCA
Messenger RNA from Panicum hallii, 766 nucleotides. RefSeq lists its product as uncharacterized. The transcript has 5 exons. The record is from RefSeq and is a predicted model, not a curated record. NCBI's taxonomy places the organism in Eukaryota, Viridiplantae, Streptophyta, Magnoliopsida, Poales, Poaceae. Bases 234 to 533 code for a protein of 99 amino acids.